Aureobasidium subglaciale EXF-2481 is the source of this 2085-nucleotide messenger RNA. RefSeq lists its product as uncharacterized. The transcript is spliced from 3 exons. Gene Ontology annotation, cellular component: membrane. The record is from RefSeq and is a predicted model, not a curated record. Gene Ontology annotation, biological process: transmembrane transport; carbohydrate transport. NCBI's taxonomy places the organism in Eukaryota, Fungi, Ascomycota, Dothideomycetes, Dothideales, Saccotheciaceae. The coding region runs from base 286 to 1941 and encodes 551 amino acids. Gene Ontology annotation, molecular function: carbohydrate:proton symporter activity.
GGCGAAACCACUUGUUUGCUUGCCAAUCAAAAGUUCUAGAUGGCUUAACGAUCGGGCCAUGUGACUGGCCCCGAGCGCUGAACGGCCAUUUUCACGUCGUAGCUCGCCGAAGCAGGCGCCUUCGAGGUCUGCAUUGGGCUAGUUCGAGAUGUUCUCGCCGUAAGAUGGGGCCACGCGGGGAUCGAGUCGAGCGAGAGUGAAGGAAUACAUAAACACGGCUUCCACCCUGCUCUGUACAUGCUCGUAUCUCACAAACAGUUCCUUCCCUCACAAGCAACCGCCAAAAUGCCUGGUGCCAUGCUUGCUACCACUGCUGAUGUCAAUCAGAUUGAGGCUCCAGUCACCUGGAAGGCCUACCUGAUUUGCGCCUUUGCUUCCUUCGGAGGUAUCUUCUUCGGUUACGAUUCCGGUUACAUCAACGGUGUUACUGGUUCCCCCGUCUUCAUCGAGCUCAUCGAGGGCGCUGGAAAAACUUCUCUCUCUGGUUCUCACAACUCUCUCAUCACUUCUAUCCUCUCUGCCGGUACCUUCUUCGGAGCCAUCAUCGCUGGUGAUGUCGCUGAUACCAUCGGUCGUCGUUGGACUGUCAUCAUUGGUUGCGCCAUCUACAUCGUUGGUGUCAUUCUUCAGGUUGCCUCGCACGGUCUCGGUUUGAUUGUCGCUGGUCGUCUCGUUGCCGGUCUCGGUGUCGGUUUCGAGUCCGCCAUUGUCAUUCUGUACAUGUCUGAGAUCUGCCCUCGCAAGGUCAGAGGUGCUCUCGUCUCUGGUUACCAGUUCUGCAUCACCAUCGGUCUCCUGUUGGCUGCUUGCAUCAAUUACGGUACUAAGGACAUCAACAACACUGGCUCCUACCGUAUCCCCAUCGCUAUCCAGUUCAUCUUCGGCCUCGUCCUUGCUGGCGGUCUCUUCUUCCUUCCCGACUCUCCUCGUUACUUCGUCAAGCGCGGUAAUGUCGAGGCUGCCCGCAACGCCUUGGCCAGACUUCGUGGCCAGCCCGGUGACUCUGACUACAUUGAGGCUGAGCUUUCCGAGAUCGUCGCCAACGAAGAGUACGAGCGCUCCAUGAUCCCCACCUCCGGUUGGGUUUCUGGCUGGGCCAACUGCUUCAAGGGCUCGCUCUGGACCCAGAACAGCAACUUGCGCAAGACCAUCCUCGGUACCUCUCUUCAGAUGAUGCAGCAGUGGACCGGUGUCAACUUCAUCUUCUACUACUCCACUCCUUUCCUCCAGUCUACAGGUGCCAUUGGCAACCCCUUCUUGAUCUCCUUGAUCUUCACCCUCGUCAACGUCUGCUCUACACCCAUCGCCUUCUACACUGUUGAGAAGUUCGGUCGUCGUCCUCUCCUCAUCUGGGGCGCCUUCGGCAUGUUGAUCUGCCAGCUUAUCGUUGCCGUUGUUGGUGUUACCGCUGGUUUCAACCACACUCACCAGAUCCCCAACCCCGCUGGUGGUGACCCUCUUACCCGCGCCAACAACAUUGGUGCUGUCAACGCCCAGAUUGCCUUCAUUGCCAUCUUCAUCUUCUUCUUCGCUUCCACCUGGGGUCCUGGUGCCUGGGUUCUGAUCGGUGAGGUCUUCCCUCUUCCCAUCAGAUCUCGUGGUGUCGCUCUCUCCACCGCCUCCAACUGGCUCUGGAACACCAUCAUCGCUGUCAUCACUCCUUACAUGGUCAACGAGGACAAGGGUAACCUCAAGUCUUCUGUUUUCUUCAUCUGGAUGGGUCUCUGCACUUGCGCAUUUGUGUACUCCUGGUUCCUAGUGCCCGAGACCAAGGGACUUUCUCUCGAGCAGGUUGACCGCAUGAUGGAGGAGACCACUCCCCGUACUUCGGCCAAGUGGAAGCCCCAUGAGACCUUUGCCACCUCCGUCGGUCACGCCAACGGUGGUAAGCUUGACAUGGAGGUUGUCGAGGAUGUCGAGAGAAAGGGUAGUGUCUUCUAAGCGACACGUCCCUCCACCUCAGUCCAUAUAUCGGAAAAUGGCGACGGCCGAAGACUUGGCAGCCAAAGCUUCAUUGUACUUUUUCGUAAUACCCAUCACCAAAAAUUAGUAUACCACUAAUUCACUUUCUACUUUACCAUCAAC